AUGGUAUUUAGAAUGGCCCAAUCAGGUGCGGGAUUUGUUUACCGCUGUGCUACUGCAACUGGAAGCAGUCUAAGAGCGGGAAACCAGAUCCAUAUCAGAGCGUCAAACGGACAUGAAUACAUUGAGGUGAAUAACCUCUGGGAUGAAUCGAAUGAUACUUACGAGCUGAUUCGUUCUGGCUCCUCGGUCGAUAAUACAGGCUUUAGAGCAUAG
Botrytis byssoidea is the source of this 213-nucleotide messenger RNA. RefSeq lists its product as uncharacterized. The record is from RefSeq and is a predicted model, not a curated record. The coding region runs from base 1 to 213 and encodes 70 amino acids. NCBI's taxonomy places the organism in Eukaryota, Fungi, Ascomycota, Leotiomycetes, Helotiales, Sclerotiniaceae. The transcript has 2 exons.